ACUUACAAUUUCAGAGCAAAACUUAAAUAUUCCACAUUCGUGUUGUCCCCAAAAUUCGAAGCGAGAACUGCUGCCGGCCAGCAGGAAAGAUUGAUAUUUUAUAAAGAAAUUUUAACAGCUUAAUGGACAGCUGCCAGGAAUCGAAUGAACACUUGGGCCAAUCCACAUCCAUUAUGUGGAGCGAGGAGGACUCUGCGGUCACCCAUGGCCUCCUUCCUGUGCGGAGCGAACAUGUAUCCUUGUCCAAGGCUGUCAAGGCUACUAACUGCAAGGAUCCUUUAAACAAGAAAAUCAGAGCCAGCGAGAACUGGCAGCUGCUCCUGCGCAAACUGAACGAAAAGAAGGCCAGCCUUCCAAUGGAGGAGCCCAGCAGCAAAACGAUUAUGGGGAAUACAGUUCAAGAAAGCAAACCGCCCUUGGACACUGAGCUGCCGAAACUCAAGGAGCCAAGUUCUAAGGAACGUGCUGUCAAUCACUGGCGUCGAAUGUGCAGCGAAAUAAACAAGAGGGAAAGGGAGGCUGCCGCGGAGAAGGAGGAAGCCAGCCAGGCUUUAUGCUGUAAGCCUUCCAACAAAUCGCUGAAGUACAAGCGGUCCAAGGAUCUCGGAUCGGACCGAGUGCCAAGCACUUCCUCCGGUUCGACAUCCAGCAAAGUUGUCUCGGACCUGAAACGGGAGUCCUUUAGCCUCCCACCGCAGCAGUCGUGUGUGCUGCGAGAGGAGCCGCCAAAGUUCGCUCAGGGUAUAGUCAAAGAUGGGGAUUGGUGCUGCUCCGGCGAACAGGAAGUCCAUAAAAACAGCCAGGGGCUUAAUCAGGACACCAAUUCUUCGCAACAGCAAAACGGACUGAUCAGUGUUGAUAUCUCACCGGACUCCAGCUCUUCAUUUACGGAAGCGAAGCGUCGGAACACAUCCCAGAUCAAGCGCCGCAGAACCACCAGUACAGAUGAAGUCUCAACUACAGCUACGAAAAGCAAAAAGUCCCUCAGCCUCAGCAGCGGAAGCGCAGGUCAACAUUUCCCCAACUUCCGGCAACGGCAGCAGGAGCUACAUCGCUAUCGCGUUCUCAUCGAGCAGCGGCGCCUGGAUCUCCUCGAGCUCAGGAUCGCCCGCGAAAGGGAGGAGGCAAAGCAAUACAUGAUUUUGUUCCAAAAGAAAAUGCAGAUCAAGGAGUGCAAGAUUCGAGCGAACGAGGCUUAUGACCGCUCGAACGUUUAAGAAUUACUCACUUUGCAGCCACUAAAUCCAUGGUCACCCAUUAUUCAAUAAUUUUUACCAAAUUUUAUCAACACUUCUGAGCAAAUAAAAAUAACUGUAUAAAUUCAAAACUAA
Messenger RNA from Drosophila serrata, 1331 nucleotides. RefSeq lists its product as uncharacterized. The record is from RefSeq and is a predicted model, not a curated record. Lineage: Eukaryota; Metazoa; Arthropoda; Insecta; Diptera; Drosophilidae.